GCGUCGGAUAAAGCUGUGCGAUGAAUGAGACGGGAGACUGACAGAGGGCAGAGGGGUGGAUGAUGAUGACGAUGAUGAUGAAGACGAAGGAGGAGAAUGAUCAAGCCAACGAAGCAUCGCCGUCGUAGUUUUUCGUCACCCGCAUGCCUGUUUUGGAGAAAUACCGAGGAAAAAAUAACACGUAAAGACUCCUCCGUACAGAUGCUGGAGCUCUCGCCAACGUAAACCAUCGGGUGAAGCUGAGCUGCUGUCUAAUCUCAGAGGAGAACGGAACGUGAUGGUAAAACCCGGAGAGGGAACCAAAUUUCUUUUGCAUCAUCUCCAGGAGCAACGGAGAGAAUGGAGCGCCGUCUGAAAGGAAGAUGUUUGUCGCCUCCGAGCUGCAGUAAAUGCCUCACAUGCAGUGAAACUCAGUAAUAUUUCUCAGCCGGAGGCUUUUUUUUUUUUUUAAUGGCACGUCGGACUGUGGUGAAAAAUAAGCGACUAAAGCUGGGAUUUAUGAACUCGCGCGAUUUGUUUAAAUAGGAAUGUGAAUAUUUCUCCUCUUUUUUUCUUAUUCAUCCCACUUAUGAGAUUUGACGCCAGCUCCUUGUAUUUAUAAGCGAGCUAAAAUCUUAUUGUUCAAGGCUUGGUAAUGUUUCGAACACUUUUACCAGCAUUUACUGUCGAGCCUUUCAGUAUUUUCCCCCAACUUUCAACUUAAAAUAGCCUAAUUCUGUCCUAAACUAGGCUCCGUUUGCUGUCAGCCAGCUCCAUAAUCCUUUAAAGUCGAGCAGCUUGCUUAUUUGGCUAACGGUAGCAGCAACCAGCGUCUGUGCUGCUGUUGUGUUGUCGGUCAUCAUGCAUGCACCGACACGUUUCGCUCCGACGAGACCAGCCGAAAGGAUGUGCCCAAGGGCAUAGCAGCACAGCCAGCCAUGUCUGACUGAGAGCAACCGAACGGCUCCGCAGAGCGGUCCAGAACCCCACAGCGAGCAGAGCAGAGCAGAGCAGAGCGGCUUUAUUCAGAGGGGGAAGACGGCGGAUCAACACCAGCAGCAACUAGUCCGUUCCCCCCCUCAGCAGGAGUCCAUCGACUGGAUCAUUUUCGACCCAACUUGGCACCCAAACCAAGCAGAAAUGGGUGAGCAGCCCAUCUUCAGUACGCGGGCCCACGUCUUCCAGAUCGACCCGAGCACCAAGAAGAACUGGGUUCCUACCAGUAAGCACGCCGUCACAGUCUCCUACUUCUUCGACAGUACCAGGAAUGUGUAUCGGAUCAUCAGUCUGGAUGGCUCCAAGGCUAUCAUCAACAGCACCAUCACCCCCAACAUGACCUUCACCAAGACGUCGCAGAAGUUCGGCCAGUGGGCCGACAGCCGGGCCAACACCGUCUACGGCCUCGGCUUCUCGUCCGAGAGUCACUUGAGCAAGUUUGCGGAAAAAUUUGCAGAGUUCAAGGAAGCGGCCCGGUUAGCGAAGGAGAAGUCCCAGGAGAAGACGGAGCUCAGCAGUACGCCCUCGCAGGGUGGCGCUAUAAAGCGGAAUGUGUUAUCUGUCAACAAACCUGGUAAAAAGAAGGAAUCUGCGCCAGGUGACCUCCAGUCACCUUUGACCCCAGAAAGCAUCAACGGUACAGACGAGGACAGAGUCACACCCAACACGCCGAAGCACAGCGAAGCCAGAGCAGAACCUCCCCAAAACGCUUUACCGUUCUCUCACAGUUCCUCCAGCAUCAACAAGCACUGGGAGGCCGAGCUGGCGGCGCUGAAGGGGAACAACGCCAAGCUGACGGCGGCGCUGCUCGAGUCCACGGCCAACGUCAAGCAGUGGAAGCAGCAGCUGGCGGCCUAUCAGGAGGAGGCGGAGCGGCUGCACAAGCGGGUGACGGAGCUGGAGUGCGUGAGCGGCCAAACGACGGUCAACAAGUCUCAGAAAACGGAGCUGAACAGAACAAUAGAGGAGCUGGAGGCGGCGCUGAGGGCCAAGGAGGAGGAGCUGGAGAGACUUAAGGAGGAGGUGGAGAGUGCCAACGAGUUUAAGUUUCAAAAAGACUCCCUGACACAGAAACUAAAGGAGACGGAGUCGAGGAACCAGACGCUGGAGGCGCAGCUGAGCGACCUGGAGCAGCGCCUGGAGAGCAGCCAGCUGGAGCGGGAAGCCUACAUGAAGAGCCUGCGCUCCCUGCUGGAGCUGCUGGACAGCAAGAUCUUCGAGCUGACGGAGCUGCGGGACACGCUGGCCAAGCUGGUGGAGGGCAGCUAGAGCUCCUCCACCGCCCGACGUCGUCCCCAACACAACUUGAAAUCUCUUCUCUCUUUCGUUUUUUUUUUUUUUGUACAUGUUCAAGAGUUUACACGACUUGAUGCAUUAGCGGUACACGAACUUCGCCACUUCAGAUGGUUUACAAACAGCCAAGUGAAGCCUUUUCUUUGCUCCACUGUGGAAAACCUUCUCAUUAUGAUUUAGAUUUUUUGUUGUUUUUUUUUUUUACCACCAUGAUAUGCUAAUCGACUGAGCUUCAGCGGAACACCGGAGCCGCGUCCUCGACUCCACGAUUGCGCUUCAACGUUUUUCCUCACUUGUUCACUGAAAUCAGCCAAACGAGCUCCUGCUCCUCCUUCGACUCGAGACGGAUUUCUUUCCUUUACUCGCAGGAUGAAGAGAUAAUCACAGGAACCGCCACACGAGGAUGUCGGUUCGUCUUAUAUUCUUCUACAACCCAUGAGCAAUACACUAAAGGAGGUACCGCAAACUCUUCCCACUCUCACUUUCAGGUAACCUUCCUGCUCCUGCCGACUGGUUUGAACCAAAAGCGAUUCAGGAUUUUCUUCAGUCUCUUCUGUUUGUGUGUGAGUGAAUCAGAUUGUUUUUCCUGUUUUUCUUUUUGGUGCAUUUUGAAGUGCAAUGGUUUGAAUUCUUGUUUUUUUUUUAAAUUAUUUAUUACCAAAAUAUUUAGAAUAAACAACAUUGUAAAAUGUUAAUUUAAUUGUCUGGUAUGUGGCUGUGAAGAUGGUUUUAUUUCCGAGAGCAUAAGGAAAUCAUGACGUAUGCGACCGAAUUAGUUUUUUUUUUCUUUUGCCAAAUACUGUUUGUUCCUGUACAGAUCUGAACUCUUGCUGAUGUUGCCUUGGGCACUAAGAUGCAUCAAUGGUAGCUAACUGAUGGUACAUUUGGGAUUUUAUUUUUCCUUGUGGGAUUACCUGUUGCCAAAAAUGAAAGAAUAUGCUAAAGUACGAACACCUGCAGAACACUAUUUUAAGGGCUUGUUCUUGGUUUGGGUCAAACUUUGGGUGAUUUUUAGUGGCGGCUUUAAACUUUAAAGGCGACGAUGUGUGAUGUUGCUGAAAAAGGCAUUUGAAGAAAUUUUAAAUGUGAAGUGAAGACACAUGAUAAAACACAAAUUGUAAUUUUAAGUUUAUAUUAAAAGAAAAUCUGAUGAAGACAGUGAUUUGGUCUCUUUUAUUUUUCAGUCUGUGGAGAAUCGUAGUAGUUCUAUAGUUCAACAAAAGCAACAAAAAAAAGAGCAAACAUCAGCUUAUUUUGCUUUUACUUUUGUCAGUUUUGGUCCUCCAUAGGUAAAUCCCAAACAGGGUGAUAAAAAUAAAAGAAAAUCUCAGCCACUGAAAAUGUCAAAGUUAACUUCUAUGAGCCUCCACAUCUAUACAGUUUUAUAGAUUGAAAGAACUCUAAAAAGACAGAAGUUUUGGUGCUUUUAAUAUGAAAGGAAAAAUAAAGAUUUUUUUGGGGGGGUUAUGGAAAAGCAGAGAGGAAUGGCGUGAUGGGAAACAUCAUCAAGUACAUUUAAAAACAUCUUUAAAAUAUGACGCUUCAAUAAAUACUUCAAUACAUUUAGGCAUGUGGAUACAUUUCUCAUGAUUUACAUUUGUUUACAGUAUUAAUCAUAAAAUGACUUUUUUUUCUCCGAUCUUCAUUAUUGCACAUACGUUGUGAUGGGUUUGCCCUCCUCAAGCCAGUCUUGUGCAAAAGUUGCUAAAACCGGAUGCUAGUUUAACAACAACAAAAGGUAGCAAGCUGGAUUCUUGGUUGCUUUUUCCCCCCCGAUAAACUGGAAAACACAAACCCGUUAGCUGUGACGGCUUCACAGAGGCGGAGGAAAAGCAACUACAUGCAAAUAAACCACGGUGGCUUCGACACUCGGCAGCAGUCUGAGCCAGAUUACUUGACGCCACAGUUAGCUUAGCAAUAUGCUAACGUAAAACGAUGUAAACGGUGCUCUGUGUUGAAGGAGAUCCUAAAAGCUGGAGGAAUCCAACGCCGCUAAGCUACGCCAAGCUAAAAGUGUUGCAAAUUGAAAUUAUAAAAAAUCUCCAAAGAAAACUAGAGAAGAGAAAUGCUGGUUUUCAGUUCUCAGUGCUGGACACCUUUGGUCAACAUACACACUUGUUUUAUGCAUUAUAGCGGCAUCUUUGAAUGCUUCAUUUAAAAACACGAUCUGCUUGUGACGCCGUAUGAAACACAACUAAAGCCCUCUGUUCUGUUGGGGAGUUAAAUUCCUUACGGUUUUCUUUAGUUACUAAUAGUUUUUACAAUUGUGCUUUACUUUUAAAUUCUAACCAAAAGUGAAACUGUAAAUCGACAUUCAACAAAUAUUAAAAACAAGUGAACAAAAAAGAAUGCAGCAAACAAUCCUGCUAUUUACCUACAAGGGAAAAAGAAAACAUAUCUUGCAAAUAAGCCACAGUACUUGAUGCAUAAUUUGUCAAAGAAACUGAUUUUCAGUAUAAAAAAACAUAUUUAAAAACAUUAAAUAAUAGUAAUAAUAAUAAUAAAAAACUAAAAUAAUCACUCACACACCAAACGUUAACACAAAGUCCAAAAGCACACAAUAAAAGAAAAGAGAAAAAAAAAAGCCACAGAAAAAGCAUCUCUUGGAAACACCUCCUGCUGAAAUGUGUGAGCAGAUGAGCACCUGCCACCAGGGGGCAGUGAAGUCCCAAUGAACCUGGCAUCGGCUCAGAAUGGGAAAGAAAUGCAUUUAAUCUAAUCACAUUCUCACUCUGUGAACUUCGUUAUAACUGCUUCCUACAUCUGAAAUUGUUUUAUCUAAUGUUUCAGUUUCUUCCCAGUGAAGCUAAUCAACUCACAGCUGAGAUUAUGAGUAAACAGAACAGUAAAUCUUAUAUUUUAUCGUCUCGUAUGGCGAUAAAAGCAGCCAGAAACGCAUUCAGACAACUCUUUACAGUUGAAAUGGAGGCAACAGAAACAGCUUUCAUCAAAAAUACUGAGCUGGCAUGAACAGCGUCUGUGCUCGGCAGGCCGCCUUAUCGAGGUAUACCGAAGUUUUAGAAAGUUACAGUCAGCAUUCCUACAGGUCUAAAUGCUGCACACUGCUAAUCAGCCUUUUGAUAGAAGACGACAGGACAGAUAAAUCAAACUAAUAACCAGCUGAUAUCCAUUUGUUAAACCUGUGCUAGUGCCCAUAAUAACCAGGGUUGCCCAAAGAAAGCUUGGCAAAACUACGGCAGUUCAUCAACGGCCCGCCAUGUUUUUUAUGUUGAAAAAUGUUACAAGUUACAAAAAUUAGGAGAUGCACAAGCAGGCAUCAUAAUUUUGAAAUGAUGUGUGGGGCGCAAUUCAAUGCGUCCGCUAUAAACACAGCUCAAUCCGUCUUUUCUGUCACUUGGUGUAUAAAAAGAAUAACCUUAUUUAAAGUAAACAAAUGACACUUUGCCUGGUGGGCAGGCAAAUAAAGCCUGGUGGCCCACCAGGCUUAUAACAGACUGGGGGAAGCCCUGAACAACAAAUGCGAUCUAAAGUGAAAUUGUCUAUACAUUGUACUGUUUUAGCCUCAGUAAAAAUACCUCUUGUUUCCCUAUUUUGACUAAAAGCAAAGUAAAGUUCGGCCUGAUGGCUACGGCAAAACACAAAGAAACCAACAGAAUUUCAAAAAAGGAACUGAUUUUUGUCUUGGAUUAAUAUGAUUUGAUUUCCUGCCUUCUCUAACGGACCCCAUGUUUUUCUCUUGCUACAACAUCUCACCGCUCCUUUCAGUGAUCAGGGACACUUGUGUGAGAUUUGCAGGUACUACUGAGCUCUGGAAAUAGUUGCUGUGAAGUGAAGUUUGAAGGUGCGACAGAGCGUGUGACUCUUAUAGCAGAAAGGAGCAAACGAUUCCUUCUUCAAACAAACCCAUCACAAGGAGCUACAGUACGACUCGGAUGUAACAGGAGGUCGGAGGUUGUGUCCUCUCCAAAACCGCAACAGCAACACCUUAAAAAACAACAAGUCUUUACAAACACAAGUCUGGAAUAACAA
This is a messenger RNA of Poecilia reticulata (guppy), 6258 nucleotides long. RefSeq names its product homer scaffold protein 1 (gene homer1). Lineage: Eukaryota; Metazoa; Chordata; Actinopteri; Cyprinodontiformes; Poeciliidae. The record is from RefSeq and is a predicted model, not a curated record. Gene Ontology annotation, biological process: G protein-coupled glutamate receptor signaling pathway. Gene Ontology annotation, molecular function: G protein-coupled glutamate receptor binding.